UCUCAGAGGGAAAAACCCUAGCAGCCGCGGUUUCUUGAACCCUCGCGUUCUCCUCCCUCGGUUGCCGCCGUGCAAGGGACGCUCGAUCCAAGAUGAAGGUACUCGCCCAAGUGUUCGAGUCGUUGGCUAAACUUUGAUAAAAGUUGACAUUUUUCAUCGGUUUUCUGCUCUCGUUAAAUUCAACAUCGCGAAUCCUACCACUGGGUGCCAAAAAAAGAUUGAGAUUGAUGACGACCAGAAGCUCCGAGCAUUUUUUGACAAGAGGAUCUCUCAGGAGGUCAGUGGAGAUGCCCUCGGUGAGGAAUUCAAUGGCUAUGUUUUCAAAAUCAUGGGAGGCUGCGACAAGCAAGGUUUUCCCAUGAAGCAGGGAGUACUAACCCCUGGACGUGUCCGCCUGCUGCUGCACAGAGGAACACCUUGCUUUCGUGGGUACGGCAGACGCAAUGGAGAGCGCAGGAGGAAAUCGGUUCGUGGGUGUAUUGUCAGUCCCGAUCUUUCAGUUCUGAACUUAGUCAUUGUUAAGAAAGGUGAGAAUGAUCUUCCUGGAUUGACCGACAUCGAGAAGCCUAGAAUGAGAGGACCGAAGAGAGCCUCUAAAAUCCGGAAGCUAUUCAACCUUUCCAAGGAGGAUGAUGUCCGCAAGUAUGUCAAUACGUACCGCCGAACCUUCACAACUAAAUCAGGCAAGAAGUGCAGCAAGGCGCCCAAGAUUCAAAGGCUUGUAACUCCCCUGACUCUCCAAAGGAAGCGUGCCAGGAUUGCUGAGAAGAAGAAGAGGAUCGCCAAGGCCAAGGCAGAGGCAGCUGAGUACCAGAAGCUUCUUGCGACGAGGCUCAAAGAACAACGUGAACGUAGAAGCGAGAGCUUGGCAAAGAGGAGAUCUAAGCUUUCUGCUGCCUCGAAGCCAUCUGUUGCAGCUUAGGCAUAAAUUUUAUUAAUAGAAGAAAGAAAUAUGUUUGGCGGGUAACUGCUGAUUUAGAAUUUGAGGUCAUUUAGUUUGCAUGCCUUAUGUUCUUUUAAUUUCGUGGUUGGGAUUUUUGACGUGCAAGUGCCCACCUGUUUUCUUGAAUUUUUAAUGCUGCAUCUCGGUAUGCUGGGAUUUUGCCUUGUGGUUUUAA
Messenger RNA from Phoenix dactylifera (date palm), 1118 nucleotides. RefSeq names its product small ribosomal subunit protein eS6-like. Gene Ontology annotation, biological process: translation. Gene Ontology annotation, cellular component: ribosome. Gene Ontology annotation, molecular function: structural constituent of ribosome. The record is from RefSeq and is a predicted model, not a curated record. Lineage: Eukaryota; Viridiplantae; Streptophyta; Magnoliopsida; Arecales; Arecaceae.